This is a messenger RNA of Amaranthus tricolor (Joseph's coat), 1560 nucleotides long. RefSeq lists its product as uncharacterized. Gene Ontology annotation, molecular function: oxidoreductase activity, acting on the CH-CH group of donors. Gene Ontology annotation, cellular component: membrane. Gene Ontology annotation, biological process: lipid metabolic process. Bases 169 to 1053 code for a protein of 294 amino acids. The transcript is spliced from 10 exons. The record is from RefSeq and is a predicted model, not a curated record. Lineage: Eukaryota; Viridiplantae; Streptophyta; Magnoliopsida; Caryophyllales; Amaranthaceae.
AAUAAAAGUUCCAACUUCCAAGUGAAAUGUUGUUUAAAUCCUAUCCACAAAACACAAUCCACUCUAAUUAGUAAUCUUGUACAUCAAUACUCCUAUAUUCAUGGUCUCCACAUUGGACAUUCUUCUUCUUUGCCUUUGUCUUCCUUGCCAUUUGAAUUGCAGUCCGUCAUGGCAAAAGUUCUAGACUCCCAUUUCUUAGCUAUCACUGCUAUUGUCACUGUGUGUUAUCAGUUCAUUUUCUUUGUUAUUACAGCUCUUCUCAAGUUUGAUAAAGUGACUGAUUUUGCUGGAAGCACAAAUUUUAUCAUACUUGCUGUAUUGACUAUACUCAUCAAAGGUUCAUGGCACUUUAGACAGGUAAUUUUGACUUUGCUCGUGGUACUAUGGGGUCUUCGUUUGGGGCUGUUUCUUUUAAUGAGGAUUUUGCAAUGGGGAGAGGACCGUCGCUUUGACGAGAUGCGUAGUAAUAUAGGGAAAUUGGCUGUAUUCUGGUUAUUUCAGGCUGUGUGGGUAUGGACUGUGAGCUUACCUGUGACGAUUGUCAAUGCUAGUGAUAAGAAUCCAUCUCUUCAAGCAGCUGAUAUAAUUGGAUGGAUUAUGUGGUCCAUAGGGUUUUCGCUUGAAGCUUCAGCUGACCAGCAGAAACUUUCAUUCAAAAAUUCACCUGCUAAUAGAGGGAGAUGGUGCAAUGUUGGAGUUUGGAAGUAUUCCCGUCAUCCAAACUACUUCGGAGAGAUUUUUCUUUGGUGGGGAAUUUUUAUCGGUUCAAUACCAGUUCUAGAAGGCGCUGAGUGGCUUGUUAUCCUUGGGCCGGUGUUCCUAACAUUACUGCUCCUUUUUCUUAGCGGAAUACCAUUGCUAGAGGAAUCUGCAGAUAAAAAAUAUGGCAAUGUGGAUGAGUACAAGCUAUAUAAGAAAGUUACCAGCCCUCUCAUUCCUUUGCCACCUGAAGUAUACGGAAACUUGCCUUUGUGGUUCAAAAAGAUUUUCCUCUUCGAGUUUCCCCUUUACAGUCGGAAUCUUCCCCAAGAAAGUUUUGCGAUUCGGGAGUAAGGUUGCAAAGCUUUGGACCUCUCUGUGGAAUAGUGAACCCUAGUCUUGAAAUUAAUCAAAAUCCUUUUCAAAAAAAAUCUUGUUCAUUGAGUCUUCAUAGGUUGGGUUUAAACAAAUUUCUAGACUCCAUUUAAUUGUGAUUUAUAUUUGAGGUUAAUUGUCAUAAGCACAUUGAAGUAGAAGUAUUUAUUUUAUCUAUGCUACUUCACAAUGUUGUUCUUACAGUUGGAAAAAAUUCUGAUAUAUGUGCAAGGUGCAGGUCAAACCCACAAAAAAGGAAUGAAGAGAACAUGGUACUUCUACUGGAAAAGCUUGCAACAAUUGCCAAAUACUCAUCUUUCCCUUUAAAUUUGCGAUUUUAUUGAAAUUAAAGCGAUACUUUUUGAAUAUAAUAUUGUGAUUUCAAAGCGAUAUAAAAAAUAUUAUUUAACAUCCUUCGUGGUGUAUUUGUAUUUUCUUAUGAUAAAAUGCUAAUUUACUUGUGUAAAAUUGUACAAAACUACACAA